Messenger RNA from Elgaria multicarinata webbii, 1924 nucleotides. RefSeq names its product meprin A subunit alpha-like. Gene Ontology annotation, cellular component: membrane. Lineage: Eukaryota; Metazoa; Chordata; Lepidosauria; Squamata; Anguidae. The coding region runs from base 1 to 1899 and encodes 632 amino acids. The transcript is spliced from 15 exons. Gene Ontology annotation, molecular function: metalloendopeptidase activity; zinc ion binding; protein binding. The record is from RefSeq and is a predicted model, not a curated record. Gene Ontology annotation, biological process: proteolysis.
AUGGACCGCCACCCGCUGGACCAGGAAAGCUUGCCCCCUUCACUCAGUUACUUAGAAGGUGAUACCCUCAGUCAGUCACAGCCAGAAGUCUCUAAAAUGUUUUUGUUUGGGCUUCUGUGCCUGGCAGCAUUGGUGAUCAUUUCUUCUACCUUUACGAUCAGGAGGACAGGGAAUGAUGAAGUAUUGUCCACCUUAGAUGAAGGAAAUCCAAGAAAAGGCAUCCCAGAAAUCAAUGCAGCAACAGGAAGGAAGUUCUUUGAAGGUGACAUUAUCUUGUCGCUAGAAAAAAAUGCACUGAGGAACACCUCCUAUAGAUGGAAAUUUCCAAUUCCGUACAUAAUGGGCAACAGCUUGGACCUGAAUACUAAAGGUAUUAUCCUGCAGGCAUUUGAGAUGUUUCGACUCAAGUCUUGUGUUGACUUCAAACCCUAUGAAGGAGAAAAGACAUAUCUCCAAUUUGAAAAAUUGGAUGGAUGCUGGUCUUAUGUGGGUGAUCUUCAGUAUGGCCAGACAGUUUCAAUUGGAUCCCGCUGUGAAUAUAAAGACACCGUAGAGCACGAAGUCCUGCAUGCUCUUGGGUUUUAUCACGAACAGUCACGGACUGAUCGAGAUGAUUACGUUCAAAUUUGGUGGGAUCAAAUCAUUGAUGGUCAGGCAUAUAACUUUGACAAAUACGAUGAUAGCUUCAUUACAGACCUAAACACCCCCUAUGAUUAUGAAUCAAUCAUGCAUUAUGGACCUUAUUCAUUCAAUAAAAACAGCAGCAUUCCCUCAAUUACAACUAAAAUACCAGAAUUCAAUGACGUGAUUGGGCAAAGCCAGGAUUUGAGCAGAAUAGACCUAGAAAGGCUUAAUCGCAUGUACAACUGUGCUUCUAGUCUUACCCUUCUUGACCAGUGUACCUUCGAGUCCAUUAACAUCUGUGGCAUGGUGCAGAGUAGGAGAGAUGGUGUUGACUGGCAGCGCACCCUGACUACAACCAGUGGCAACAACUUGGAUGGCCACUGUGAAAAGAGGGGAUAUUUUAUGCGCUUGGAUACCACAACAGGGCUUGCAAACGAAGCAGCCAUUUUGGAAUCCCGUAUCCUGUACCCAAGGAGGAAUACAAAGUGUCUGCAGUUUUUUUACAAAAUUGAUGGCAGUCCAAAAGAUAAGCUUGUGGUGUGGAUUAAAACUGAUGAUGGAAAUGGAAAUAUUAGAAAGAUGGUGAAACUACAUUCAUUCUAUGCUGAUGGAGAACAACGGUGGAACUUGGCAAACAUUCCUUUUAACAGCCAGACCAAAUUCCGCUAUGUUUUUCAUGGCAUUAAAGGAGACCCAUCCACCUCUACUGGUGGAAUUAACAUGGAUGACAUCAGUCUGACUGAAACACAAUGCCCCACUAACAUCUGGCAGAUAAGAAACUUUACUGCUCUUUUAUACAACACCCCCAGAGGAGACUAUAUUCCAAGCCCAUUAUUCUAUAAUUCAGAGGGCUAUUGCUUUGCGCUCAGGCUCUAUCCGUAUGGUCUACCCAGCUCCAGUGGAAGUUACCUGGGAAUCAUGUUUGCUCUGUGUAGCAGCGAGGAUGAUGGAGGCCUAGAGUGGCCAGCUGGAGACAGGCAAGUGACAUUCACCAUAGUGGAUCAAGAUCCUGACCUCACUCAAAGGAUGUCUGCAAGCCGCAGCUUUGCUACAGAUCCUAACCAACUUAAUAGCCUCAAUGGCACACUAUUUUGGGAUAAACCUUCCAUUACUGGGUCUUUUGAUACCUUCUAUAAUAAUUACAUAGGCCCAUUCUGGGGCUGGAACUACAUCCUACCACACAGUGAAUUGCAUCGGAAGAAUUUCCUAAGAAAUGAUGAAUUGAUCAUCUUUGCAAAUUUUGAAGUUGUUGAAGAUCCAGGUAGUAUUUUAUAAGCUACUUGACCAUAUGUCCAUGGAG